Messenger RNA from Entamoeba dispar SAW760, 1620 nucleotides. RefSeq names its product cohesin subunit rad21, putative. The coding region runs from base 1 to 1620 and encodes 539 amino acids. Lineage: Eukaryota; Evosea; Mastigamoebida; Endamoebidae. The transcript has a single exon. Gene Ontology annotation, cellular component: cohesin complex; synaptonemal complex. Gene Ontology annotation, biological process: mitotic sister chromatid cohesion; synaptonemal complex assembly; replication-born double-strand break repair via sister chromatid exchange. Gene Ontology annotation, molecular function: protein binding; chromatin binding. The record is from RefSeq and is a predicted model, not a curated record.
AUGUUUUAUUCACAAGUGGUUUUAACAAAAAAAGGUCCACUUGCUAAGGUUUGGAUUGCAGCUCAUUGGGAAGGUAAAUUAACUAAACAACAAAUUCUUGCUAUUGAUUUAAAGGAAGCUGUUAAUGCAGUUGCUAAUCCAGAAAUUCCAAUAGCAUUAAGAAUUAGUGGACAUCUAUUGUUAGGUAUUUGCCGUAUUUAUUCAAGAAAAGUAAAGUAUUUACUUCAAGACUGUAACGAUGCAUUAGUAAAAAUUAAAUUAUCAUUCAGACCAGGUGCUGUUGAUGCAGAAAAAGCUGUUGCACCACAUGGAGCAAUUACUAUCCCAACAAGACAAAGAGAUUUUUCUGAAGAUAGUAGUAUUAAUGAAGGAAUAAAUUUUGCUAACUUAGCAUUAGAUCUUCAAUUAGAUGAACAAUUAAAUGCUGAUGACUUAAGAGAUUUAACUGGGAACUUUACAGCAAAUGCUCAAGAUAUUACUCUUCAACAAGAUAUCGGUAAUUUAGUUACUAUGGGAUCAAUGGAUGAAAUUCCAUUAAAUACAUUAGAUGAAUUAUUAAAUGACCCUGCUGUGUUAAGAGCUCCAGAAUCUAUUCAACCAUCUGAAUUAAUUCAACCUAUUGACAAAUCUUUGAUUGAUACUACUAUGGCAGGACUUAUUUCUGCUGUAUCAAAUGAAGAACCAUCUCAUGAAAUAAGUGAGAAAGGAGUUUCUUUAAUGGAAGAAACAGAAGCACCAUUACCAAUGGUUAAUGAAGAUGUACCAGAAAUACCAGCUGAAAUACCACAAGAAAAUGAGGUAUUAAUUGAAGAUAAUGGAGAAGAAAAAGCAAAAGAAGAUGAAGGCAAAGAAAAAAAGAAAAAGACAAGAAAAGAAAAAAAAAUCAUUUAUGAUAAAGCAACAUUAAUUAGUGUUAAGAGAUAUGAAAAAACAAAAAAAGAUUGUGAUAAAAUUAUUAGAGAAUUUGAUUUAGCACCUGGAAGUUUAAAUGAAUUGAGAGAAGAAGGAAGACGACUUCGAGGAAGAUGGGAAGUUACAAAUGAAAGAAUUAAGAAUUAUAUCAAAAUGAUUAAUAAAGAUGAAGUUCAAGAAAAAGAUAUUGUGAAAGAAGUUGAUGUUGCAAGUCAAAAAGAAGAAGCUCAAAAACAUUUAGAGGAAGUACAAGAACAUAUUUCAACAUUAAAACCAUUAAAACAUAAAGAUGGUAUGUCUGAUGAAGUAAGUUCUGAAGAAAAAAGAAGGGUUAGUGAUAUUAUUCCUGAUGAAAAUCUUCCUAUUCAAGAUGAUAUUCCAACGUUAAACUUUGAAAAUAACGAAGGAUAUAAUGAAGAUGUAGCUAUUCCUGAAGAGCCAUUUAAACAAAAAAUUGUUACUGAUAGUUGGACAUCAAGAUCAGCUAAAAUUCAUAAUUUCUUGAAAAGAUCAAUGGGAGAAAGAACUGAAAUGUCAUAUAAAGCAUUUGUUCAAGGAAAGAAAAGAAAACCUGUUGUUGGGUGUUUCUUUGAAUUAUUGGUUUUAAAGACACAGGGAGUGAUUGAUUUGCAACAACAAGAAGCUUAUGACGAUAUUAUUAUUAAACAAACAGAUACUUUUAUGGCAGAUGUUGAAACUCAAGUAUAA